AAUUGGUAUUACCUUUGGUGCUCAGAUAAAAAAAAUUAAGUAAGAUUUCUAAAGAGACAAUUAGGUGCUUCUUUAUUGCAGUAUAAGGUACAAUAAAAUAUGCAUUAUCAAAGUGACAGUUUUACCAAUAGAUGGUACAAUUCUGACGAAUUCAGCUCUAACCAAAGACGAAACAUCAAUUGUGCUUUACCACGAACCGUUGGUGAUGAUAGAAUCAAAUUUAAAGGCGCAAUAUUGGAUGGUUUUGAAUCAUUUGUUGAAAAGUUAGGUUAUUAUGGAGAGCAGACGAAAGAAACAAUUAUUGAUGGGUUUGAAGUGUUAAUCCAUGAUAUACAAAAUAGAGGUGCUAAGCCUGCAAAUGAAUUUUACAGUUAUAAUGUCAAAGAUAAUAUAGUCGAUAAUUUUGAAAAUGUUGUCGAUAAUUUAAAAAAAUUGAGUUCAUUUGCCAGACGGAAAAUUAAAAUUAGAGAAUUUAGGGAAAAUGCCAUAGACAACUUUGAAGAAUUUGUAGAAAAAUCUAAAAGGUUUGGUUUAGUAACAUCAAAUAAGUUUAGAAAGGUAAAAUCAAGACGAGAAAAUUUGAGGGAUGGGGCUGUUGAUAGUUUUGAGCGGUUUGUAGAAAAAAGUAAACAAAUGGGCCUGCAGACUACAUAUCAAAUUGAAAAACUGGAUUCUUUGAAGGAAAAGAUGAUUGACGGUUUUGAAAAUAUGAUACACAAGUUAAACUCAAAAACACAAGACGUAGAAGACUUUAUGUGCUACACAGAUAAUAUCAAAGAGGGUUUUGUUGGUAGGUUUGAAGAUUUGAUGCAGAGUAUGAGGGAAACCAUUGUGAAUUUGGAAGAUAAUGUCAAAACAAUUACAGAAGAAAAUAAAGCAAACAUCAUUGAUGAUUUUAGAGAACUGGUCGAUAAGAUGAGAUAUUUUGGGGAAACCAUUGUGCAAAGAGCAAAUGAUCAAGUAACGAAAGCAGGUUGCGUAAAAGAGGAAAUCAUCGAUAGUUUUGAAGAUUUGAUUGCCAGAAUGAAUAAUUUUGGUUGUCAAACAACAGGAAAUGUUAGAAACAAAUUGGAUUGUAUCAAAGAAGAAGUGGUCGGUGACUUUGAAGAUCUUGUCCAAAAUUUCAACGCAAACUUGAAUUGUGUUGAAAAUAAUUUGAUGGGCUACUCCAAUGAAAAUAAAGCCUUUUUCGUUCAACAGUUUGAGAACAUUUUUGAUGAUCUCAAAGACGAAAUAAACCAGAUUGAAUGUAACGUAGGAGAAAUGUUGGAUGGAUUUUUCCUGGACUUCCAAGAAUUUUUUGACGAUACUAAAUGGAUGAUAGAGUACAGGGCUGAUCAGGUGUUUGCAAACGCUGAUUGUGUUUUGCAAGGGUUCGUCGGGCAGAUGGACAAUGCUUUUGCUCGAGGAAAGUGUGAAAUUGAGACGGAACUAUAUUCAGCCAAAUAUUGGCUACUCAUGAGCGAAAUGUUGGUCAAGGACUUUCUCUGCUAUAGUGAAAGAAUGGUCGAAGAAUUCUGCAUGUUUUCGGAAAAACGUGUUGCAUGCUUUUUUUGCAAUGGGAAACAGAAGGUGAAAGUGUUCUACACAGAGGUGGUGGACUCGCUAGUCCGAGGAUUCGAGGACAAAUUGUUAUGUGAUAAUCUUGUGCUGGAGAUAAACUCUUCUAGAUAUGCCUACAAUGUCACCAUGAGUGAGGUGAACUUCCACGUAGUCCGAGCGUUGCUGACGCUUCCUGCACCUGACGGACAUUCGUGGCAACACCUUGUCACUCGACUCACCUAUUUCAUGCCCAUCUUGACCAACUACAUCCGAUCACAAACUGCACAGAAAGACUGCCUGCUUGCUAUUGAGGAUGUUGCUGGUAGUAAUCCGGAAAUAUUUGCGGUCCUUGUGAAGAUAAUCCACUGGCUGUAUGAGCAGGAUAUUCUAUCCGAGGAUAAUAUUUUGAACUGGUACAAGAAUCCGAGUGUUGAUGCAGACCCCGAGAACAGUAAGAGAGUGCGACAACAGGUGGCUCCUUUUAUCCGGUGGUUGGAAGAAGCAGAAGAAGACGAAGAUGACGAUGACGAUAUUGAUUAAAGUAUAUAUAUUGAUCUUGUAUAUUACAUUAUUUCUUAGAGUAUUUAGAAUAACUCUGUUCAUAUAAAUAUGUCAGUGUCAGAAGUUACGGUACUUAUGUAUUAUACGGAGGCCACUUAUUUUACAGCGCGCUGCGGCGGUUGGGUUAAGUUGGGUUAUCAUAAAUAUGUUUGUAGAACUUUCCUAGUUUCGUUAUGAAUCGAACUAUACGAGAUGAGUCAUAAAAACUUAUGAUAACCCAACCUAACCUAACCGCCGCAGCGCGCUGUAAAAUAAGUGGCCUCCCUAUAAUACGUAAGUACCGAAGUUACAUAUUAAGAAGUAUCCUGUAUACAAAAUAAUCUUGGUUAUUUAUAAGGAAAUGCUCCUCUUGUAUUAUUGUUUUCUAUUGUAUCACUGCAGUAAAAUUCAAAUUUCUUACUAUGACACUGUGAUAUUAAGUACUUGAUUUAAUAGAGCUGCUUGUUUUUUACUUUGUAUGUUUUAAAGAGAACUUAUUAUACACAUUUAUUGUAUUUAAGUGAUGGUACAAUAUAUAAAUUCUAUGAAUCUAAAA
Macrosteles quadrilineatus (aster leafhopper) is the source of this 2638-nucleotide messenger RNA. RefSeq names its product translation initiation factor eIF-2B subunit epsilon-like. The transcript is spliced from 5 exons. The record is from RefSeq and is a predicted model, not a curated record. Gene Ontology annotation, molecular function: translation initiation factor binding; translation initiation factor activity; guanyl-nucleotide exchange factor activity. The coding region runs from base 100 to 2082 and encodes 660 amino acids. NCBI's taxonomy places the organism in Eukaryota, Metazoa, Arthropoda, Insecta, Hemiptera, Cicadellidae. Gene Ontology annotation, cellular component: eukaryotic translation initiation factor 2B complex.